Molecule: messenger RNA, 5187 nt
Organism: Mirounga angustirostris (Northern elephant seal)
Lineage: Eukaryota; Metazoa; Chordata; Mammalia; Carnivora; Phocidae
Gene: UVRAG
Product: UV radiation resistance associated
Exons: 14
Coding region: 211-1581 (456 amino acids)
Biological process (GO): SNARE complex assembly
Cellular component (GO): lytic vacuole; endosome
Molecular function (GO): SNARE binding
Source: RefSeq, a predicted model, not a curated record
AGCCAGGUCUCGGCGGGGUGGUGGGGGUUGCACUGCGGUAAUAUGGCUCUUCCCUAGCCAGCGGCGGUGGCGGCUGGAGGUUGGGUAGAGCAGUUCUGCCUUUCGGGUGGCGGGCUUCUGGGCUGCAGGGGCUCGGCGGGUCGAGGCUAGGCGGUGGUGGCGGAUGCCGGAGGAACGCGGGCCCCGCCGCUUGGCGGCCCCUGGGUCAAGAUGAGCGCCUCAGCGUCGGUCGGGGGCCCGGUCUCCCCGCCGCCCCCGGGCCCGGCGGCCUCGCUGCCACCCGGUUCUGCAGCGCGGGCCCUGCAUGUGGAGCUGCCUUCUCAGCAGCGACGUCUUAGACACCUUCGGAACAUUGCUGCCCGGAACAUUGUUAAUAGAAGUGGCCAUCACCUCCUUGAUACUUACUUCACGCUUCACUUGUGUAAUACUGAAAAGAUAUAUAAAGAAUUUUAUAGAAGUGAAGUGAUUAAGAAUUCCUUGAAUCCAACGUGGCGGAGUCUUGAUUUUGGAAUAAUGCCAGACCGUCUUGAUACAUCUGUGUCUUGUUUUGUGGUGAAGAUAUGGGGUGGAAAGGAGGACAUCUACCAGCUUUUGAUUGAAUGGAAAGUCUGUUUGGAUGGGCUGAAAUACUUGGGUCAGCAGAUUCAUGCCCGCAACCAAAAUGAAAUAAUUUUUGGGCUGAAUGAUGGCUACUAUGGUGCUCCAUUUGAACAUAAGGGUUAUUCAAAUGCUCAGAAGAAUAUUCUUCUUCAGGUGGAUCAGAACUGUGUUCGCAAUUCUUAUGAUGUCUUCUCUUUGCUGCGGCUUCAUAGAGCCCAGUGUGCAAUUAAACAGACUCAGGUAACUGUUCAGAAAAUUGGAAAGGAAAUUGAAGAAAAGCUAAGGCUCACAUCUACAAGCAAUGAACUGAGAAAACAAAGUGAGUGCUUGCAAUUAAAAAUUUUGGUGCUUCGAAAUGAACUGGAAAGACAGAAGAAGGCUUUGGGACGGGAGGUGGCAUUACUGCAUAAGCAACAAAUUGCAUUACAGGACAAAGGGAGUGCAUUUUCAGCUGAGCACCUCAAGCUUCAACUCCAGAAGGAAUCCCUGAAUGAAUUGAGGAAGGAGUGUACUGCGAAAAGAGAACUCUUUCUGAAGACUAAUGCUCAGUUGACAAUUCGUUGCAGGCAAUUACUAUCUGAGCUUUCCUACAUUUACCCUAUUGAUUUGAAUGAGCAUAAAGAUUACUUUGUAUGUGGUGUCAAGUUGCCCAAUUCUGAGGACUUCCAAGCAAAAGAUGAUGGAAGCAUUGCUGUUGCCCUUGGUUACACAGCACAUUUGGUCUCCAUGAUUUCCUUUUUCUUACAAGUGCCCCUAAGAUAUCCUAUAAUUCAUAAGGGAUCUAGAUCAACAAUCAAAGAUAAUAUCAAUGAUAAGCUGACUGAAAAGGAGAGAGAGUUUCCAUUAUAUCCAAAAGGAGGGGAGAAGUUACAAUUCGAUUAUGGUGUCUAUCUUCUGAACAAAAAUAUAGCACAGAGUGAGAGCAUCAGAGCAGAGAGAGGCAGAGGGAGAAACAGAAUCCUCAGGGCAACUCCGCACUGAGCACAGAGCCCAACAUGGUGCUCGAUCUCACGACCCUGAGAUCAUGACCUGAACCAAAACCAAGAGUUGGAUGUUUAAUUGACUGAGCCACCCAGGUGCCACAAUAAAGUUCAAUUUUUAAAUUUGUUUUUCCUUUUUUGCUUGUGCUUUUGGUGUUAAAAAAAAAAAUCUAAGAAAGCUUAGCACAAGGUUUGCUUCUGUGUAGUUUUAGCUCAUAUGUUUAGGUCUGUGAUCCAUUUUGAAUUAAUUUUUUUGUAAAGUUUAAGGAAGAGGUCCAAUUUCAUUCUUUUGCAUGUGAAUAUCCAAUUGUCUUAGAAAAAUUUGUUGAAAAAACUGCUCUCUACCCAUUGAGUUGUCUUGGCAUUCUUGUUGAAAAUUAACUAUAAAUGUGAGGAUUUAUUUCUGAACUCUAAACUCUAUUCCAUUAAUCUGUAUGUCAGUCCUUAUGCUGGUACACCCUAUAUCUUUUUUCUGAAGUAUUUUCUAAAAAAUAUUUUUCUAAAUUCAAUAUAUGCCAAUUGUAGAAAAUUUUUUAAAGAUUUAAUUGAGAGAGAGAGAGAGCACAUGUGAGUGGGGGGAGGGACAGAGAGAGAGGGAGAGAAAGAAUCUCAAGCAGAGUCCCCCCAGUGAGCAUGGAGCCCAUAGUGGGCUUGAUCCCAGGACCCUGGGAUCAUGACCUGAGCCAAAAUCCAGAGUUGGCCACUUAACCAGCUGAGCUACCAGGUGCCCCAUAGACUUUUUGAAGUACAAAAGAAGAUAGAAGAACAGAUUUUUUUAAAAGAUUCUAUAAUCUCAUCAUUCAUAUGUGCCUUCCAAAUCUUCCAGACAUUUUGUCUUUUUUUUUAAUUUCAUUUCUUUUUUUUUUAACAUUUAUUUAUUAUUUAAUUGAGAGAAAAAGAGGGAAAGAGAGCAUGCGUGGUUUGGGGGGCAGAUGGAGAGGAAAAGAGAAUCUCAAGCAGAAUCCCCACUGAAUGUGGAGCCCAACAUGGGGCUCAAUCUCAUGACCCAUGAGAUCAUAACCUGAGCCAAAAUCAUGAGUCAGAGCUACCCAGGAGUCCCUUGUCUUUUUCUUACAUAGUUGAAGUAACAUUAUAUAUACUGCUCUAUAUCUUUUUGCUUUUUUGAACACAAGCUUUUACCCAAGCCAUUAAAAACUCUUAGUCAAUAUUUUUAAUAUAUAAAUAUAUAUUUCUAAAUAUAUAAUAUUUCAUUUCUGUGCAUAUAUUUUUUAAAGAUUUUAUUUAUUUAUUUGAGACACAGAGAGAGAGAAGCACAAGUGAGAGGGGAGGGACAGAGGGAAAGGAAGAAGCAGACUCCCCGCUGAGCAGGGAGCCUGACACAGGGCUUGAUCCCAAGACCCUGAGAUCAUGACCUGAGCUGAAGGCAGACACUUAAACCGACUGAGCCAUCCAGGCACCACUCUAUACAUAUAUUUUAAUUUAACCAUUCUUAUAAUCUUGGACAUAUAUUCUUCUAGAGUUUUCUUAAAAAUAUGGUUUUGGUUAUGAUAUUAGUUAGCACUAAUAUAUGUUUACAUACACUUAUUGUUAAAUAUAUUAUUAUGUUAUGUAUAUAUUAAUAUAUUUCUCCCCUGUAGAAUGACAUAUUCAGAUAUGAGAUGUAGUAAGGUCAAUAGUAAAGCAGCUCACUGCAGCUCUGCAGUGGCAGAAAUCUUGUCUCUCAAACUUUCCUGUGGGUCCUAUAGUGUUUCCACUAAAUCAUUUCAAACCUAAGCUUCAUGCUGCUGUGGACAAAGCAGAUUUUCAGUCAAAUCCUUACUUUGAAGAUGUAACUCAUACUUACUCCUUUGUGUGAUUUUUUUUUCUCUUUAAAAGUAGAAAAAUCACAUUUUCUUAUGUGUAUGUAUUUAUCUCAACCCACAAAUAUCUGAGUGUUUGAACUGUAUAAGGUCUAUGAGAGACUGACUUUACUCUCAAGUUGUCUAUAUUUUGGGUGAGGGGGAUAAAAAAAUAGGUACAAUAUGUAAAUAGUUAGCCAGCAGUACAAGACAUACAAUAAUCACUAUCAAAGGAGAGUUUCUGUCCAAGGUACAGAUCUGGCUCAUGGCAGGUAGAGCCCUAUGGUGGUUUAGAGUUCCACAGACCUGGCUGUGCAUCCCACUGACUGUCUGGAUGAACUUGGGCAUGUAAUAAAAUCUCACUUCCUCUCCAUUUACUUAUCUCUUUAAAAUCCUCAUAGGAUUGUUGUGGGGACUAGAAACAAUGAAUGUCAAGUUUAUAGCUCAGAAUUUGUCCCUAGAAAGGGUACUCAAUCAUUGGUAGCUGCCAUUGUUUAUUCUUGAUGUUGAGUUGUCAUUCCUGUUAGGCUGAUAUGGAGAAGGAAUCCUUCAGUAGAAAGCUAUGGCAUCUGAACUGGGAAUUCAAGGAUGAAGGUGUUUGGCUAGUGAGAGAGGAGGGGGAGCAAAGGUGCAGAAGAAGCACUGCUUAAGUAUAUCAAGACCAGCCUGGAUGAAGCAGAGAGUUACCUUAAUAGCAGAGAUAGGAAAGAUGUUUUUGGUUGACCACCAUUGGCCAGUUACAAGUCUUUAUACUUGAACCUGAUUGUGGUCUGUAUUAGCUCCCUGGGCAUGUUUGGGAUGUUUAGUAAAUAGUUACUGAAAGAAUGAAUGGUGGAUGAAUUAGCCGGAGGAUUGUUUUUUCCUUGUUAAGGUUGAUAGUUAUUUCUAUUUAAAUAUGUGUAUAUUUAAAUAUAUAUUUAAAUGUAUCUUGACAUAUCUAUUUAAAUAAAGGCUUUAACUGAGGUAGAAAAAUCAUAUAUAGUUGUUUUUCAAAAGUAUUCUGUAUUUAAAGGGAUAAUAUUACCUUUUUGUAGUUGUAAGUAAUUGGUUAAGUGCUCAUUAUUAAGAACCAUUUUAGUGGGCGCCUGGGUGGCUCAGAUGGUUAAGCGUCUGCCUUCGGCUCAGGUCAUGAUCCCAGCGUCCUGGGAUCGAGUCCCGCAUCGGGCUCCCUGCUCCUUGGGAGCCUGCUUCUCCCUCUGCCUCUGCCUCUCUCUCUGUCUCUCAUGAAAAAAAUAAAUAAAAUCUUUAAAAAAAAAAAAAAAAGAACCAUUUUAGUUAUUAACCAGACUCCCCCGACAUUUUUAAUGAUAUAUUGGCUGUGAUCACUGUACUCUUUAAAGCUGAGUGAUAAAUUGGCAAGACAAAAUAAUUUAUUUUUACCUUCAUUGGACAUCUUUUCUCACUUUAAACUGAAACUAGAAAUCCAAUGUCAAAAAUAUCUUUCCAAAUGAAAAAUAAAACAAUUAUAACCUAUAUUUAUACAGCUUAUCUUAAAGUACAAAGAUCUUUCACAUAUAUCAUCACAUCACACAUUUUUUUCUUUGCAAAAGUCCUAGAAGUGUUAGUAUUAUUAUCCCCAUUCUAUGUUUAGGUAAACUGAACCUCUCUGAAGGGUGAGCAGAGAAAUUCAGACCCUAAUCAUCUGACUAAGUUCAAGGGACUGUACUUGCUGGUUUCCUUUUAUCAGACAGAAAGAAACAUAGUAAGUUAACAGGUUUCCCUUUUAUCUGUGGCUACCCAAGAGCUAAGUGUAAAUUUAGCAGCUUAUUUGGUUUAGCCUCUUUGAUAACUUCUCUCUUCCUUUCUCC